ACGUCAACAUGGUUGAGUGGACAGCCGAAGAGCGCGCAGCUAUCCAGGACAUUUUCAACUCACUUGAUUACGAAGAUGUUGGUCCCAAAGCCCUGCAGAGGUGCUUGAUCGUUUACCCUUGGUGCCAGCGGUACUUUGGAGGGUUCGGGAACCUGUACAAUGCAGAGGCAAUUCUGUCCAACCCCAUGGUUGCAGCACACGGCAUCGUUGUGCUCCACGGUCUGGACAGGGCCAUGAAGAACAUGGAUGACAUUAAGCAAACUUAUGCUGAGCUGAGCGUGCUGCACUCCGAGAAACUGCAUGUGGAUCCUGACAACUUCAAACUGCUUGCCGACUGUCUGUCUGUUGUAAUUGCUGGGAAGAUGGGCACCAACUUCACACCUGAGAUCCAGGCUGCGUGGCAGAAAUUCCUUUCCGUUGUGGUCUCCGCUUUGGGCCGACAGUACCACUAAAUGUUUUCUCCCCAGGCAUAACUAAAUGCGUUGUCCUUACCAUUGAAACCAAU
Clupea harengus (Atlantic herring) is the source of this 505-nucleotide messenger RNA. RefSeq names its product hemoglobin subunit beta. Gene Ontology annotation, molecular function: oxygen carrier activity; peroxidase activity; organic acid binding. Gene Ontology annotation, biological process: hydrogen peroxide catabolic process; oxygen transport. The record is from RefSeq and is a predicted model, not a curated record. Lineage: Eukaryota; Metazoa; Chordata; Actinopteri; Clupeiformes; Clupeidae. Gene Ontology annotation, cellular component: hemoglobin complex; haptoglobin-hemoglobin complex; blood microparticle.